AUGUCUUUCGCUCGAACCAACUGCUUGAGCGGUACGCUGGUGCCGUUUCUAUACCCCGCCGUGUCCCAGGCGCAACUUGGCCUACUUUCACGCAGGUGGCUGCUUCGCAAAUCAUGUCUGCCGCAGCGAAGAUGCAAUUCGACAUCUGAUACUUCUCGACUGGACCCCACACCCGACGACUACUCACUCACGCCAUUUGCCGACCGCUGCAUCCUCACAGUCGAGGCUGGCGGGGGCGGGCACGGAUGUGUAUCUUUUCUGCGCGAAAAGUACAUUGAAGAAGGGCCUGCCAACGGCGGUGAUGGCGGCAGCGGAGGCAAUGUGUACAUCCAAGCCGUUCGCGGCGAGACGUCCCUGCACAAGCUGGCCCGGCGACGGCUAAUCAAGGCUGGAAGAGGGCGCAAUGGCCAGGGCAAAGUCAAAGGCGGCGAGCGGGGCACAGACGUUCUGAUUACCGUCCCUGUAGGAACCAUUGUGCGCGAGCUGCAGAGGCAUGACCCUGUUGCUAUCAUGGAGGAAGAGCAUUGGAAGAUGGAGCAGAGCCCGGAAGAGGAAGAUGUUGAACAGGGUGAGCCUAGCUAUAGGAGAGAUAGGUGGCUUGUAUACCCUGGCACCAUGGCCUCGGAGUUGAGCAGGAUCAAGUUUCCCAAGCUCCCUCCGCCACGUAGAUCUCACCUUGCCGCUCUCGAGCCUGAGGCGCCUUUGUGGCUGGAUUUAGACAAGCACAUGGAGACGCCAAUGCUGAUAGCAGCGGGCGCCAUGGGCGGUCUGGGCAACCCGCACUUUAUGACGCCCUUCAACUCGCGCCCCAAGAUGGCCACGCGGGGUGACGAAGGGUUAAAGCUAUCCCUCCAGCUCGAACUCAAGAUCCUCGCCGAUCUGGGUCUCGUGGGUCUGCCCAAUGCAGGCAAGAGCACGCUGCUGCGGUCUUUGAGCAAUAGCCGUGCGCGAGUUGGCAAUUGGGCCUUUACAACCCUCCAACCAAAUGUCGGCACAGUUGUGCUGGACAACCACAAGGGCCGUCCACUCGUCAAGUCACGCAGACCAGAUGGCCAACUGCGAGAGAAUUUCACCAUUGCUGACGUGCCCGGGCUUAUCGAGGACGCCCACUUAGACAAAGGACUUGGACUGGGCUUCCUGCGCCACAUUGAACGCGCCGCAGUCCUCGCCUUUGUCAUCGACCUGUCUGCCGGCGACGCAGUCCAAGUGCUGCAGCUCCUCUGGCGCGAAGUCUCCGAGUACGAGACCCUCCGCGGCAAGGAGCUCAAUGCAGAAACAGAACGCAGAAUGGUCACUUACAUGCCUGCCGGUAAUAGCAGUCCCCCUCCCAGCGACACCUCAGACCUCAUCGACUCGCCGCAGCUGGACCCAUCUCCGAAGCCGCUCCCGUUCAUCACUACGACUCCUAUAUCCUCCAAGCCAUGGUUUGUUGUCGCGACAAAGGCGGACUUGCCAGAUACGCAGGCGAAUUUUGAGUCGCUUCUUCAGUAUUUAGAUGGAGUGACUAAGGGGACUCUGCCUCACCCGAGCCAUCGCCAGCAUGCGUGGAAGCGCAACGUUCAGGCUGUGCCAAUUAGUGCGAUCAAAGGUGAAGGUGUACAGGUUAUUCCACAGUUGGUUAUGGAUUUGCUGGAUGAAUAG
Bipolaris maydis ATCC 48331 is the source of this 1641-nucleotide messenger RNA. RefSeq names its product P-loop containing nucleoside triphosphate hydrolase protein. Gene Ontology annotation, cellular component: mitochondrion. The record is from RefSeq and is a predicted model, not a curated record. Lineage: Eukaryota; Fungi; Ascomycota; Dothideomycetes; Pleosporales; Pleosporaceae. Gene Ontology annotation, molecular function: GTPase activity; GTP binding.